UACAACAGAGCUCCGAGUUUUUGUAUCCUCCUCGUCAUUUGGUCGUGUCUGGAGACUAAAACCGGCGAACAAGCUUUAGAAAUUUAAUUUCCAAAAAUAAAGAAAACACAUAAAGAAGAAGAAGAAGAUAGUGAGAGAAAAUGUCGUUUACAGGAACGUUGGAUAAAUGCAAGGCCUGUGACAAGACCGUGUAUGUUAUGGAUCUUUUGACAUUAGAGGGUAAUACUUAUCACAAAUCAUGUUUCAAAUGCACCCAUUGCAAAGGCACUCUCGUGAUAAGCAAUUACUCAUCAAUGGAUGGAGUUCUUUACUGUAAGCCACACUUCGAACAGCUUUUCAAAGAAUCUGGCAACUACAGCAAGAACUUUCAGAAUGGAAAGACCGAGAAGCCCAAUGAUCAUCUGACUCGAACUCCGAGCAAGUUAUCAUCCUUCUUCAGUGGAACACAAGACAAGUGUGCCACUUGUAAGAAAACGGUCUACCCACUUGAGAAAGUAACUAUGGAAGGUGAAUGUUACCACAAGAAUUGCUUCAGGUGCACACACAGUGGUUGUCCUUUGACUCACUCUUCUUACGCUUCUCUCAACGGCGUCCUCUACUGUAAAGUCCAUUUCAAUCAGCUCUUUCUCGAGAAAGGAAGUUACAAUCACGUCCACCAAGCUGCUGCUAACCACCGCCGAUCAGCCUCUUCUGGUGGCGCUUCUCCGCCUUCCGAUGAUCAAAAACCUAGCGACAGUGCUUCAAUUCCCGAGGGAAAAGAUGAAGAAGCAGUCCCUGAAGCUGCAGGAGAAGAGCCUGAGCCCGUGGCUGAGUCUUGAAUGUGGUGGAGGAACGAUCUUAUCAGUUCUUAAGUUUCAAGUUUUAUAUGCUUUUAUGUUUGAAUGAUUAUUAUGUAUACAAAACUG
Messenger RNA from Capsella rubella, 905 nucleotides. RefSeq names its product LIM domain-containing protein PLIM2a. The transcript is spliced from 3 exons. Gene Ontology annotation, molecular function: actin filament binding. Gene Ontology annotation, cellular component: plasma membrane; actin cytoskeleton. NCBI's taxonomy places the organism in Eukaryota, Viridiplantae, Streptophyta, Magnoliopsida, Brassicales, Brassicaceae. The record is from RefSeq and is a predicted model, not a curated record. Gene Ontology annotation, biological process: actin filament bundle assembly. Bases 141 to 818 code for a protein of 225 amino acids.